UGUGAUAGGCAGUUCGUUGUUCCAAAAGAGCGCUUGAAAGUGGCAUGCAUUGUCUCAUGACGUGUUCAACAAUAAAGCCUUAGGACACAAGUGAUUGUUCACAGCACGGGUAGUUAAUCUGCCCUUAGAGCUGCCGCAGAGGAAGACAAUGCUCUUUGUUCAAAGCUAUCUGAGCCAGUUGGAGAGGUUACUUUGGCACAGGCGAAGAGACAGCCAGCACAAACAAAGAAUAUCACAUAUUAGCAGGAAUGCUCCAGCUAUUUGAGAUGAUCUUGCUGAGAGAACUACAACAAGAGGGACCCUCUUGAGGAAAUACAGAGUACUUAAAGUGAGUGCACCCUGGCCUAUCUCCAAUUCCCAGCGUCGAAUGUCAAGUUAGUUUAUGCCCUCCUGAAGCUCUUCUAUGUCUAUCUCCUCGCCUCUUUCCCGCCCAUCAAGUUCCAAAAAGCCAGCCAUGUCUCCUGUCAAUCUCGGGUCGAUGCCUACCAAGCAUUUCUCGCACAUUACGAGGUACCUGGACGAGGCGACCUUUCUCUCUCUCCGUCAGGUCUCUCGGAGAAUGCACUACUUGGUGGAGCCUAUGACGGAGGCGAUCUUCGCGCGGUAUCUCGAGACCGUCGAGACGAACCUGUCGUACCACAGCCUCCUGCGCAUCCACUGCGAUCUGGCCUGGCCGAGGGGCAACCCGCUGGCGGCACUGGUCAAGAGACUGGUGAUUCGGUAUCCGUACACGGGGCCUAACUCCCCCUUCAACAGACUGGCGCUGUCCAGCGAGAUCGAGGACCCCCUUGCCCUGCCGGAAUUGUGGGCGCUGCGCUGUGAUCUCGUCACCGCGUUCACCGAGUGCCGGGACUUCGAGUUCCACCUGGACGAGCCCGCCGACUGGCCCGUGGACUGCAUCCACGCCGGCGACGUGGUGCGCGUUAUGUUCACUAUCUUCAACGAUGCGGGGAUCCCCCUCGAGCGACUCAAGAUACACACCUCGUUGCGCUCCGCUCCAAUCCUGGAGCAGCCCACCACGACCCCGUACCAGGUCCUCCAGCUCCCCAACUGGACCGUCCCCACGCUGUACCCCGAGGUGCUGCGCGGCCUGCGCGUGCUUUACCUGCACGACGACUACUUCCGGGAAUACCGCGGUACGUCGAUCGUCUGGGAGCUGCUGGAGGGCACCCCGGCGCUAGAGGAACUGCGCAUCGUUGGCAGAGGCCGCAAGCAUCCCACAGGGAACACCCUCGAGGCUCUAUCGACGGCGCGGCUGGCCUCCGCGCGGAUCCGGGUGUUUUCCGUCCGGAAGAUCGAGUCCACGGCCGAGAUUCUGCGGACGUGUAUCCGGAAGAUGGCCGUGCGGGGCCUGGAGAUGCUGGAGCUGAGGGAUCUAAUGUUGACUACGAGGGCGACGGGGGAGUCGUGGGAAGAGGUCUUGCAGAGCGUGUGGCGGAUGUGUGUCGAUCUGACGCGCAUCAAUUUCAGAAACCUCGGCGCUCGAGACGAGAGGACGGGGGGUGUCAGGCGGCUGCUGCAGACUGGGUGUCGGUUGACAGUCUCAGUAAGGCAGAUGGUCUUGGAGCAAUUGGUCGAGAAGGCGAGGAGGAUGAGAAUGGGUGGCGCCGUCCAAUGACUGCGGCUUGUCCUGGAGACAUGCUCGGUAAUGGAGAUGUGGGCUGCGCUGCUGCAACGGAAGUAAAUCAUGCACAACGUCAGAUCCUACUUGUGUGUACAGUGCCAUAAGUGCGUCUGUGUACAUACAUCACCUCAAAAAAACC
Aspergillus brunneoviolaceus CBS 621.78 is the source of this 1763-nucleotide messenger RNA. RefSeq lists its product as uncharacterized. The record is from RefSeq and is a predicted model, not a curated record. NCBI's taxonomy places the organism in Eukaryota, Fungi, Ascomycota, Eurotiomycetes, Eurotiales, Aspergillaceae. Gene Ontology annotation, molecular function: protein binding. Bases 404 to 1618 code for a protein of 404 amino acids. The transcript has a single exon.